ACAACUAAUAAUUAAUCUUAAGAAGCAGAAGAAGAAUGGCGUUGCAAUUGGAGACCCUACUCAUUGUCGGCUCACUGCUGUUACCGACAGCAGCUGCCACAACAGCCAAAGGAAGGCGGAACUGUGGAGGCAGAUGUGGAGACAUUGAAAUCCAAUACCCAUUUGGUAUUAGAGCUGAUUGCUCCAUGGACAAUUGGUUUGUGAUCGAUUGCAUUCAAACUGCAAACUCUACUACACCUUUCAUAAGCAGUAUCAACUUGGAGCUGCUAAAUAUCGACUAUGCACAAAGCCACGUAAUAGUAAAGGGUCCAAUAUUCUCCUACAAGUGUAGCCACCCCAACACUGGCCAAGCAGUGAAUUUAACGAACACAUCAUUCGCCUUUUCAGUUUUCAACAUCUUCGCCGUUGUGGGCUGCAACAACCGUGCUGUGCUAUCAUCUUCUCAGCUAGACUGUGUAGGAUGCCAACCGACCUGCGAAGAGAAUGUCAAGCCUCAAGGGUGCUAUGGAAACAGAUGCUGCCAAGCCCCAAUCCCUCAUUAUCAACAGAUAUUUGCGCCUAGUUUUGAAGAUUUGGAUGAUGAACAAUGCAGGAUGGCCUUCGUAGCGAGAAGACAAUGGUUCAAGUAUAACGUGCAAGAUCCCUAUAAGGUGCAAGAAUUGGAAUAUGUUCCAAUUCUUCUGGAUUGGAAAAUGAAUGCAAAAGCCUUAGGAUCGUUUAUAAUUGAUGAGGAUUCUUCCUACUAUGAUCCCAUUGCUUACUAUGACAAAUCUGAUUUCCCUUACCCCUACAACACAGCUUUAAGGUGUCGUGAUGGCUUCACAGGCAAUCCUUAUCUACCUCAUGGAUGCCAAGAAAGUAAUGAAUGCAAGGAUCCAAUGGUGCGAAGUCGCUGUCAUGGAUUAUGCAUAAAUACAAAAGGCUCUCACAAAUGCGUGCUCAAGAGAUCUUGGAUCAUUAUUCUAAGUAUCAGUGUGGCCAUUGGAACAUUGAUUCUCCUGCUUAGUACAUGGUGGUUAUAUGAAUUUAUUAAGAAAAGAAAACAGAUAAAGCGUCGAAGAAAAUUCUUUGAGCAGAAUGGUGGUUUGUUAUUGCGCCAACAACUCCGUCCAAGUCAUGGCAACGUUGAAAGGACCAAAAUCUUUAGUUGUAAGGAGCUGGACAAAGCCACAGAUCACUUUAACGUAAGCAGAAUUCUAGGUCAAGGAGGACAAGGCACCGUUUAUAAAGGAAUGUUGGUUGAUGGAAGAAUAGUUGCAAUAAAAAAAUCCAUGAAAGCAAACAAAGCAAAAGUUGAAGAAUUCAUUAACGAGUGCGUCAUUUUAUCACAAAUUAAUCACAGAAAUAUUGUAAAACUUCUUGGGUGUUGCUUAGAGACUGAGGUUCCUCUUCUUGUCUAUGAGUUCAUCCCUAAUGGAACCCUUUAUCAGUAUCUUCAUCAUCAAAACAACGAGUUUCAAUUAACAUGGGAAAUGCGAUUACAAAUUGCUACCCAAGUUUCUAGAGCAAUUUCAUAUCUGCACUCAGAAGUAUGCAUCCCGAUUUAUCAUCGAGAUAUUAAGUCUACAAAUAUAUUGUUGGAUGAAAAAUAUACAGCAAAAGUUUCAGAUUUUGGAGCUUCAAGGUAUAUUCAAAUUGAUAGAAGUCAUCUGACUACUCAUGUAAAGGGAACCUUUGGAUAUGUAGAUCCAGAGUACUUUCAAUCAAGCAUGCUUACUGAAAAGAGCGAUGUCUAUAGUUUUGGUGUUGUCCUCGUCGAGCUCUUGACUGGACAGAAACCUGUUUCUUCAGAAAGAGUACAAGAAGGAAUUGGUUUGGCCGCUUGUUUCAUUCUUUCAAUGGAAGAUGAUAAACUCUUUGAUAUAAUUGAUACGCAAAUUGUGAACAAAUGUGAUAGAGAAGAGAUUAUUGCAGUGGCUAAUCUUGCAAAAAGAUGUCUGAACUUGAACGGCAAGCUGCGACCCACUAUGAAAGAAGUGUCGAUAGAGUUGGAAGGGAUUCGAUUAUCUCAUAAAGAUAGAAAUGUUCAACAUAACGUUGGUAAUGAAAUUGAACCAAACCCUUCUAAUACUUCAUCUGCUUCGUCUGCUUCAAGUUCUAAGAGUCAAGUUUCAAACAUAUCAUCUUUAAAGCAGCGACAGUGAAGGG
This is a messenger RNA of Manihot esculenta (cassava), 2148 nucleotides long. Its product is annotated as wall-associated receptor kinase-like 8. The record is from RefSeq and is a predicted model, not a curated record. Gene Ontology annotation, molecular function: ATP binding; protein serine/threonine kinase activity; polysaccharide binding. Bases 36 to 2144 code for a protein of 702 amino acids. Gene Ontology annotation, cellular component: plasma membrane. The transcript is spliced from 3 exons. Gene Ontology annotation, biological process: protein phosphorylation; cell surface receptor signaling pathway. Lineage: Eukaryota; Viridiplantae; Streptophyta; Magnoliopsida; Malpighiales; Euphorbiaceae.